AUGACUCUUUCUAAGCGCAUUCCUAAAUCGUGGAAAAGUUUUCAAAUUGCUGGGAAACAGUGGCUUCGUGGUUUUAUGUUACUCGGAGAAUAUUUCACCAAUCUAAAAGAUGUUUGUCUACGAUACAAGUUUCAGCCACAAAACAUAUAUAAUGUUGAUAAGACAGGUCUCACAACUGUUCAAAAACCAGUUAAAUUAAUUGCUAAAAAAUGGGAUAAACAAGUUGGAAGGAUAACUUCAGCAAAAAGAGGGACAUUGGUAACAGUUUGUUGUGCAGUUAAUGCAAUAGGAAACUCAAUCCCUUCAUAUUUUAUUAUUCCAAGAGUUCAUUUCAAAAGAAGUAUGACAAAUGGUGGUCCACCUGGAUGUGUUGGGGUUGCAAACCCAUCUGGUUGGAUAAAUGUUGCAACGUUUUUAGAGUGGAUGAAACAUUUUAUUCAAAAUGUGAAAUGUUCACCAGCUAAUCCAGUGCUUUCACUUCUUGACAACCACGAGAGCCAUAUUUUAAUUGUGUGUUUAGAUUUAGCUAAAAAAAAUGGCAUAACUAUGCUGUCCUUUUCAUUACAUUGUAGUCACAAGUUGCAGCCAUUAGAUCUGUCAGUUUAUGGGGCACUGAAACGUUAUUACAAUGCAGCCUGUGAUGAUUGGAUUGUAUCUAAUCCAAGACCAAUGACCAUAUAUGAUAUAGCUUCAGUUGUAAGGAAAGCCUUUGCACAAGCUUUUAUUUUGUCUAACAUUUCUGCAGGAUUUGCUAUGGCAGGAAUUGAACCCUUUAAUCCUAUCAUAUUUUCUGAUAAUGAGUUUUUGUCUUCAUAUGUAACAGACCUUCCAGAACCUAUUACUGCUAACCCAUUUCCAGAUGUUAUUGAUCCAGUUUCUGCUAUUGUUCAUGCCCCAGCUUUUGAUCAAUCAUUGAUUUCAAGUCUGUCAUCUGGUUCAGCUUGUAGUGUAUUGCCUAUUCAGUCUAUAUCUGACUCUGGAAGUCAACUAUUCAGUGUUUCUAAUAAUAUCUCUCAUCAAGCAAGUCUAAAAAAAAUUAGGCCUUUUCCAAAAGCUGCAUCAAGGAAAUCCAUUAAAGGAUGUAAACGUCAGCGUACUCGAAUACUCACAGACAAUCCGAUUAUUUAA
Molecule: messenger RNA, 1128 nt
Organism: Hydra vulgaris (swiftwater hydra)
Lineage: Eukaryota; Metazoa; Cnidaria; Hydrozoa; Anthoathecata; Hydridae
Cellular component (GO): nucleus
Molecular function (GO): DNA binding
Source: RefSeq, a predicted model, not a curated record